Darwinula stevensoni is the source of this 1444-nucleotide messenger RNA. Lineage: Eukaryota; Metazoa; Arthropoda; Ostracoda; Podocopida; Darwinulidae. The record is from the annotation of a GenBank genome assembly.
AACGAGGAACGGGUUUCUAGGCUAGCCACCAAGUCAAAAACCGAUGUCCUGAAACUUGCUGAAAACAAAGGAUGCUGGUGCUAUAGGCCUUCAUUGGCCAAUAGAGGUUUGCUCAUCUUGGCUUCACAAGCAAAUAAGUAAUUGAAAAUUCAUCUCACAAUGGUCUGUGAAGAUCCUGAUAGGGCAGCAUGAAUCAGAUCCAUUUUUUGAGGUGACACACUGGUCUUUAGGAAGCCCUACUAGAUCUAACAAAGCCUCCAAUCUGGUGCUGGCCAUCAGCACAUUGCAGUCAUAACCAGUUUAUGUUGAGGAGAUCCACCAUUAGCUAACCAUCAUGCCUUUCUCAAAUGGACCAAGUAAAUUGAAGAAGAAACACAUCAGGGUGAAGCACCAGAAGAGGAAACUCUUCAGGGCGAAUGAACCAAUCCUCUCUGUCUUCAUGUGGGGAGUCAACCACACGAUCAGCCAGCUGAGUCACGUGAACAUCCCUGUAUUCCUCAUGCCUGAUGAUUUCAAAUCCUUCACCAAGGUCAAGGUGGAUCAUCAUCUCUUCAACAAGGAUAACAUGCCUAGUCACUUCAAAGUGAAGGAGUAUUGUCCCUUGGUAUUCCGAAACCUGCGAGAGAGAUUUGGGAUGGACGACCAAGAUUACCGCGAGUCCCUGACGCGAUCACAGCCUGUGGCUGAGGACAACCCAGGUCGAAGUGGAGCCCGCUUCUUCCUCUCCUUCGAUCAACUCUUUGUCGUCAAGACUCUUACCUCGGAAGAAGUGGAACAGAUGCAUUCCCUUCUCAAACCCUAUCACUCUUAUAUCGUCGAGAGGCACGGGAAGACCCUACUUCCUCAGUACAUGGGUAUGUACAGACUGACGGUGGAUAAUGUGGAGCACUACGUCGUCAUCAUGAGGAACGUCUUCAGCAACCAUUUUCGCAUCCAUCGGAAGUACGAUCUGAAGGGGUCUACGGUCGACCGAGAAGCAUCCGAUAAGGAGAAGGAGAAAGAUCUACCCACCUUGAAAGACAAUGACUUCGUGAACGAAGGCAUGAAAAUCCAUAUUGGACAGGAGGCCAAGGACAAGCUCCUUGAGACCCUCCAGGCUGACACCGACUUCCUGACAAAGCUCCAUGUGAUGGACUACAGCCUCCUGCUAGGAGUGCAUGACAUGGAACGGGCAGAACAGGAGGAGCAAGAGGAAUUGGAGAAGGGCGUGGACGAAGAAGGAGAGGACAGUGGUGGGUCCGGUGGAGGAGAAGGGGGAUCGAAUCCGAACGAGGGAGUCCCGACUCCACCCGACUCUCCAUUAGCUGCACGUCUCCGCCGCAUUUCUUCCAAUGAUGGCCAGAUCGACCCCAAUAUCGACAUCUAUGCCGUCCCGAGUCAUGAUGGUAUGUACCGUAAAGUAUCCUCAUUAUCGGUCUUGGCUUUGAUGAAAAGAAAUACCUAA